Messenger RNA from Bombina bombina (fire-bellied toad), 1243 nucleotides. It is a transcript of the gene GINS3, whose product is annotated as GINS complex subunit 3. The record is from RefSeq and is a predicted model, not a curated record. Gene Ontology annotation, cellular component: GINS complex. Lineage: Eukaryota; Metazoa; Chordata; Amphibia; Anura; Bombinatoridae. Bases 57 to 686 code for a protein of 209 amino acids. The transcript is spliced from 3 exons. Gene Ontology annotation, biological process: mitotic DNA replication initiation.
GCCUGGGGCGCGCGCGGGAGAUUCGCAACACAGCCAGAUUAGUUUCGAGUACUGGGAUGUGGGAGCCGUAUAACCCUGUGCAGCCCGGACUGGGUAGGGAGGAGAAUUUCCUAUCUUUAGAUGACUUGCUCAUGUCACAGGAGAAGCUACCAUGUCGUAUUGCGAGCGGCUUUCCUCGACUUGGAUUUCUGGAAAAAGGCGGCGAAAGUGACAGCAUCCCUGAGGGCAGCAAGAUGGAGCUCCCACUCUGGCUGGUAAAAGGUCUAUAUGACAACAAGCGACGUAUCCUGUCUGUGGAAUUGCCGAAGAUUUACCGUGAGGGCUGGCGAACAGUUUUUAGUGCAGAUGCAAAUGUUGUUGACCUACACAAGAUGGGACCACAUUACUAUGGUUUUGGCUCCCAACUUUUGAAUUUUGAUAGCCCAGAAAACACAGAAAUUGCAAAGACAAUUUUACAGACAUUUGUUGGUCGUUUUCGUCGCAUUAUGGACUCCUCUCAGAAUGCUUACAAUGAGGACACUUCUGGCCUGGUGGCACGUUUGGAUGAGCUGGAACGUAGUUUGUUUCAAGCUGGCCAGAAAGGACUUAAUGCCUUCCAGAGUUGGGAAAGGGGAAAAGCUGCACAGAUUACAGCCUCCAACCUGGUGCAAAACUAUAAGAAAAGAAAGUUUGAUGGGGACGAAUGAGAAAUACCAGUUCAUUAUACAACUAUAGAUUUUCUUUACUAUUGAAGCUAUACCUAGACAUGUUUUAUCCAUCUUUUAAAAAUUGGAACUGUUCUGGACAUAUUUGUGCUAAGGUUUUCCUACUAUUGACUAGUCUUUUUACCUUGGACUCAUGUCUUGUAUCCUUGAAAAUACGAUCAUGCUGACAGGGAAGACUGUAAGCUAUUCUGUGUUUUGUGUAAUUUGAUCUUUUACAUAAUGAAAUACAUUGCAUCCAGUUUUUAAUGUAAUUUAAUCUGUCAUUUAGAUCGAAACAUUCAGAAACUGAAAGGGACAUAAAUUCGGAAAUCAGAAAUAUGGAGCCGUUUUCUAUUUAAUUUCCUUGAUUUGCAAAAGAUUUUCAAUCUGUGUACUACAGACAUUUUUGCUGACCAAGGAUAAGUAAAGUGUGUUGCAAUGUAAAGUUUUUCUACUACCAUUCUUUUCAGUAUUUUACUGUAUUGUUCAGUCUGACCUGCCUCUAAGUCAUGCUCUGUGAGAAAGCAAUUUAAUUCACUUAUAAAAGUAAUCUUAAAUUA